Hyla sarda is the source of this 3684-nucleotide messenger RNA. RefSeq names its product zinc finger protein 3-like. Gene Ontology annotation, biological process: regulation of transcription by RNA polymerase II. Gene Ontology annotation, molecular function: DNA-binding transcription factor activity, RNA polymerase II-specific; RNA polymerase II cis-regulatory region sequence-specific DNA binding. NCBI's taxonomy places the organism in Eukaryota, Metazoa, Chordata, Amphibia, Anura, Hylidae. The coding region runs from base 1728 to 3677 and encodes 649 amino acids. The transcript is spliced from 11 exons. The record is from RefSeq and is a predicted model, not a curated record.
GAAUUUAGUCCUGGCGCCUUGGUUUUUGACAGCCCUUUCCAUAUUGUCUCAACAGCCGUCAUACUGGGUGACUGCCAGAGCGCAUCGAGGGGACACUGAUGUGAGGUGAUCAGAUGGGGGAUUAGCAGGGAUGCAAAGUGUCCGCAUGGUGUUACCAGGGGGCAGAACGAUCCACGGGCUGCAUCCCUGUGUACCAGACUCCACUCAGAACAGAAAAGCAGUCAGCGACCAAAAAAUUGGGUCAUUAAGAGAAUUAUUACUCAACAUUGGCAUAUUUUGAAGGCGGAUCCCUUUCUUGCUUCAACUCUCCUCCCAAAACCAUGAUGUACGUACCGGCGAGCGGCUUCACUCAACACCAUACUGGCACCCAGCCAAGUGAAACGACAACUGCAACAAUACAGUCUCCCAGUGGCGUUGCGACCCAGGUGCGGGGGGUGCGGAGCGCACCGGGUGACACCAGCCUGGAGGGGUGACACCAUGGCCGCCAGCACCCCCCACAUCUGCACACAGUCACUCAACUCAGCCGGUAUUUGCAGCAUCGCCAGACAGAAGAGGCUUCUUUCAUGACCUGCAGGCUGCCGCACUCCAGUUUCAGCCCCCGACACAAUCCUAUCCCCCAGCCCCAGGAAGCUGCCUCUUUAAGACCUGCAAUGCUCUCUGGGAACAGAAGUGCCGUGCGCACGUCUGCUCCCUCCCCCGACGUGUCCCUGCCUCAUGUGCUCCGCAUCUGCAUGGGUGAUAAAUUCCUUCACAACCCCCGGACAUUCCUGGACCUGGAGCCGCCCGGGGAGAGGAGAAAGUGAAGACAAGAGACUGGUCCGAUUGGACCCGGAAGUAAUUUUACACUUAAUUUUAUACUUUGUUUUAAAUACCUGGUCAUUCAUUUGUUUGUCAUUGCCUGAUGAAGAGCCCGGGAAGGGCUAGAAAUGCUCCCUACUGUUUAGCGUUGCAUCCUUAUCCAAUAAAGAACCUUGCACUUUGAAGUCUGCGCCCCGGUUCGAUGUCCCAAUUUUUUUGUCGCUGACCGCUUUUCUGUUCUGAAGCUUCACCGUAUCCGUUGGAAUCACGGAGGGACCAGGAGGCCGCACUUCUCAUCUGAUAUGCCUGUCUAGAUGUUAUGCUCUGAGCAUAACUCAUUAAGGUAAGGGUCCAUCCUGCAGACCCGUCUUUUUUGCCAAUUCAUCCUAUUUGGGUUUACCUGCACGAGGUGCGCGCCUGUAUUUUUCUUUCUCCUGUUUAUUAGACUCCACCCAGGGAGAUGCUUGAGGUGAGCGGCACAGAACCCAGCCGGGGGCACCUUGUUCUUCUAUAUCCCGCUAAGGGGCCCCACAGCCCGGGAAGACUUUCCGAAGGUGCCGGUCCCACAGCAGCACAAGCAACAGAAGGGAAAAGUGACUGGUGACGCGCUCUCCCUGCUCUGCCGAUGAAGUUCUGAACACACUGCAGCCUCAGUGAUUGGCGGACUGGAGCACAAGCCCUGGAGGGUCUGGAUUGAUCGGAGUCCCCGUCACUGCAGGGACACCUGACGUGAAGUUUCCAAGGACGGACAUAGCUGAGCUGAUCGAUCAGGUCCUGAGAGUCAUGAAUUCCUUUAUCUGAUCCUGAAGGGUCGUCCUUUUCUCUGCUGGAAGAAAUGAGCUGAACCAGAAAGAUUCCACAAAAGUCUUUGUCGUAAAGCAGGAUCAUGUGACUGCUUGACUCCUCCCCUCAUCCAUGUGAUUGAUCACAUGACUCUGACAUCAUCGCAGGUCCUUUCUUACAACAUUAGAUCAUCUGUCCUUAUUGACCGACCAAGGAUGGAGAGAGACAGGAACAAGAUGGCCGACAGGAUAAUAAACCUCACCCUACAGAUACUCUUCCGGCUUACUGGAGAGGAUUACAUAGUUGUGAAGAAGUCCUCUAGUGGGCGCUGUCGGGCCCCUCUGUGUGAAGGAUGGGGAAGAACCCAGAACCCAAUCCCGGGGCCCCCACCUCCCUCCCUGAUACAUGAGGAAAUGGAUGAACAGAAGAUUCUAGAACUCAUCAACAAGAUGAUGGAGCUGCUGACUGGAGAGUUUCCUAUAGGGUUUGAGGACGUGGCUCAGGCUCAGUACAAGGAUCAGGUCAUGAUGGAGGAUCAGCAGCCCCUCACAUCACCAGACGGAGUCAUGAAUAGAAAUUCACCCGAGAGGUGUCCCCAUCUUCUAUAUUCCCAGGAUUGUCCAGAGGAAAAUGUCCCUGGGAAUCAACAGGGUGAAGAUCUGAUGAAUAUUAAGGUUGAGAUUAAAGAUGAAGAAGAAGAGGAGACGGAUUUCAUGGCCAAUCAGCAGUAUGGAGUCAUGGAUAGAAGUCCACCCGAGAGGUGUCCCCGUCCUCUGUAUUCCCAGGACUGUCCAGAGGGAAAUGUCCCAGAGAAGCAUCAGGGGGGAGAUCUGACUAAUAGUAAAAUGGAGGAUGAAGAAGAGAGGAUGAGGGGCCAUCACCCGUGUAUGAGGGAAGUGAAGGAGGAAAUUCCAGGAGGUGUUACCCCAGAAAAUCUCAACUGUGAUGAAGAUGUGAUGUUAUUGCUGAAUUAUAAAGAUGAAGAUGAGGAUGAAGAUACCAUGCAGGGCUCCUCAGAAGAUGAUCAUACACCACAACCUGUACUACAUCCAGGACAUCACAGUACAGAUAUCUCAUACAAUCCGCCGGAUAAUCAGGAACCUUCUCCCGACCAAUCACAAGUUGUUACCACAAGUACAGAGCGGAAAGGGGAGAAAAGGUUUCCAUGUGAUGAAUGUGGAAAAGUAUUUACAAGAAGAUCAACUCUCUUUAUGCACAGAAGAAGUCACACGGGAGAGAAGCCAUAUUCAUGUUCAGAAUGUGGGCUAUGUUUUACAAAACAAUCAAAUCUUGUUAGACAUGAAAAAAUUCACUCAGGAGAGAUGCUAUAUUCAUGCUCAGAAUGUGGGAAAUGUUUUCCAUGUAAAUUAGAUCUUGUUACACAUGAGGGAAUUCACACAGGAGAGAAGCCAUUUUCAUGUUCGAAAUGUGGGAAAUGUUUUAUCAAAAAAUCAUAUCUUGUUAAACAUGAGAAAAUUCACACAGGACAGAAGCUGUAUUCAUGUUCAGAAUGCGGAAAAUGUUUUAUAAAUCAAUCAAAUCUUGUUAAACAUGAGAAAAUUCACACAGGGGAGAAGCCAUAUUCAUGUUCAGAAUGCGGGAAAUGUUUUAUAGAGAAAUCAAAGCUUGUUAUACAUGAGAGAAUUCACACAGGGGAGAAGCCGUAUUCAUGUUCCGAAUGUGGGAAGUGUUUUAUAGAGAAAGCACAGCUUGUUACACAUGAAAGAGUUCAUACAGGAGAGAAGCCUUAUUUAUGUUCAGAAUGUGGCAGAUGUUUUAUAAGUAAAUCAGAUCUUGUUAGACAUAGGAGAAUUCACACAGGAGAGAAGCCGCAUUCAUGCUCAGAAUGUGGCAGAUGUUUUACAAGUAAGUCAGAUCUUGUUAGACAUGAGAAACAUCACACAGGAGAAAAGCCAUUUUCAUGUUUAGAAUGUGGGAAAUGUUUUAGAGAUAAAUCACAUCUUCUUAGACAUGAGCGAAUUCACACAGGAGAGAAGCCGUUUUCAUGUUCAGAAUGUGGGAAAUGUUUUACACGUAAACCAGCUCUUGCUAGACAUGAGAAAAUUCACAUUAGACAAAGAGAGUCUCAGCAGUAAAACCUUC